AUGGCGGAGCCGCCCCCCCCCUCCCCCCGGUCCCGGUCCCGGUCCCGGCCCCGCGCGGGGGCAGCGGGGGAGGGGGGGGGCGGGGCCGGGCUGGAAUUCGUGAUCGAGAGAACGUUUGAGGCGUGCGACCCCCACGGAACGGGCCGCGUUCCCGCCGCCCGGGUCCUCCAGUUCGUGGCGGCCGUGACCGGGCGCAGCGCGGGGGAGGGGCGGCUCCGCGCGCUCGGGGCCAUGCUGGAGGCGGCCGGAACCGGAACCGGAACCACCGGAAGCGGAAGUGACGCCGGGCUGGAGCGGGGCGCGUUCCACAGCGUCAUGGGGCGGUGGGUGCGGGAGUGCCGCAGGGCUCCCCCCAGCCCGGAGCCGCUGCAGCUCCUGUCCCGUGCCCAGCUCUUGGCCACCCACAACCGGCGGCUGCAGCGCGAGGCCGAGGCCAGCGAGGAGCAGAACUCGCGCCUGGGGGAGGAGCUCCAGGAACUGCGGGGGCAGCUCCGCAGCACCCAGCAGGCGCUGGAGCGGGCGCGUGCGGCCACCGAGGAGCUGGAGGACACCAAGGCUGUGGUGAAGGGGCUGGAGGAGCAGAACCUGGAGCUGCGGCGCAGGAUGAGGGCCCUGGAGAAGGAGCAGAGCAGCCUCCGCUCGCACGCUGAUGGGCUGCAGGAGGAGGCCCAGCUCUGCCGCUGCUCCGAGCUCCUGCUCAGCCACGAGGCCACCGCAGCCCAGGCUGGGCAGAGGGUGGCUGAGCUGACGACAGCGCUGGAGGAGUACGAGACAGCAGUGAGGGAGCAGCGGUUGGAGGCAGCACAGCUCCAGCACCAGUUGAACCAGCUCCAGGAGACCUGGGGCCUGUGA
Messenger RNA from Pezoporus flaviventris, 852 nucleotides. RefSeq names its product KASH domain containing 5 (gene KASH5). The transcript has 8 exons. The record is from RefSeq and is a predicted model, not a curated record. Lineage: Eukaryota; Metazoa; Chordata; Aves; Psittaciformes; Psittacidae. Gene Ontology annotation, cellular component: lateral element; meiotic nuclear membrane microtubule tethering complex; chromosome, telomeric region. The coding region runs from base 1 to 852 and encodes 283 amino acids. Gene Ontology annotation, molecular function: dynein complex binding. Gene Ontology annotation, biological process: spindle assembly; actin filament organization; homologous chromosome pairing at meiosis.